This is a messenger RNA of Bactrocera oleae (olive fruit fly), 2346 nucleotides long. RefSeq lists its product as uncharacterized. Lineage: Eukaryota; Metazoa; Arthropoda; Insecta; Diptera; Tephritidae. The record is from RefSeq and is a predicted model, not a curated record.
GGCAGUAGCGACGCCGCCGUCAGCGUCAUCACUCACACGGACACGCAUAGGCACGCAUACCUUUUUAGCACUUACAGUUAUUGGCUAGUGCAUUUAUUGCAACUGCAUAAUUGCUCGAGUUUGCCGCACAUGCAUCCGGCGCUUGAGAAUUUAGUUCUCACUCGGCGUUUGGCUCAAACAGAAUGUUUGCAGAUUUUUAGAGCAUUUCAUUUUUUCUUUACCGUAGAAUUUAUACCGUCACGAAUAAGUGCAGCGUGUGUUGUUUUAGUUGUGUCACAGCAUAAUUAAAUAAAAUAAAAUAAAAUGAAUUGUUUAUAAACACAAGUGUAGCGAAAAAUUAUGUCACCGUGUUACGAACGAAAGUAACAGUGGCACGCUUAGUUUGGCACAUGCCAACACAUGUGAAUACCAGUGAUGAAGACCGCACAUGCCAUAUGUACAUAUGUACAUGCGUGUAUUUUGCUUGCCCCUUAAAUGAGUGAAAAUCGUCAAACGAAUUUUCUCAUAGUUUUGAUUUUUUUUGGUUUUGUUUUUGUUUUCGAUUUUUUUUUUUGUAUUGAAGUUGCCGUGAAAACUAUGAACUCAGCUAGAUUUUUACAACUGCAGCAGUUUGCGUGAAUGCGCCCAUGUGUGCAUGCGUGUGCAUGUGUUUGUGUAUAUCGCUGCGCUUUGCGGAAAUCAACGACUUAUCACCUUUUUAACGGCCGUAAAAGCCGUGCAGCAAUUCGAUUUCCACGCUGACAGUUGGUGGAAAACCAAAGAACGUAUCGUGCGCCUUUUGUAACGGUAGCAAAAUCUGAAUUCUUAUAAACUGCUCCUUCGUUGAACUUCCGGCGAAGUUUAUGUGCAAACGUGUGUGUGAAAAUGGACGAAGUCAAUGAAUAUGGCGAGGACGUGGAAACAUUGUGCAACUAUGUGUCUUUAAGAAAAGUGAUACCAUUUAAUGUUAAAUAUUGGCGUUGCUCGGCUGGCAGUGGUCUAGGAGACAAUUACAUGUCCGUAGUUAAACGUAUAGAAGUGAGCACGCAUGAAUUUGACGGCGGCGUGACGGAGCGUAAAGGUUCACAGUAUUUUAGUUUCAUAGUUAAAAGACAAAUUUUAAGUAAAUCGCGCCGUCUUCUAUUUCGUUGCGAUGAAGCAUUUUACAAUGAAAUAAAUGCCUAUACACAUGUGAUACCAGCGCUAGAAAAAUAUUUCAUCAACGGAGACACAGUAUUUCCACAAUGCUAUUAUGCCGGCACGGAUAAGAAGGGCGAACUGAUAGCGUUGGAGGAUUUGAAGCGGCUCGGCUAUCGCAUGCCAAAUCGUUUGGUGCCGUUCGAUCUUUAUCAUUGUGAAAUAGUGAUGAAGGAACUCGCCAAGUUACAUGCUACUUCUAUAGCGGCUAAACAUUUGGACGAUAGCAAUUUUCGUGAGCGCUAUAGCAAAGUUAAUGAAAUUGUGUAUUGUGACGAGGCGGAAAGCUUUUAUGGGAAUUUACUCACGUCCUCAAUAGAGGAAUCAUUGAAGAGUUUACGCGAAUCCAACGUUGAUGGCAGCCUUUCCGAUUCAAUUUAUGUGAUAGAGCAACUAAAAGCUGAAUUGUAUCAGAAAAUUAUGUAUAGUAUUAAAAAUGCCAGCGAUUGUGUUAGCGUAAUGUGUCAUGGUGAUUUGUAUGUCAACAACAUAAUGUUUAAAACCAACAUGGAGGAUGACAGCGCAAGCCAAGCACCGAAAGCGGUGAAAUUCUUCGAUCUACAGGCAAUGCGUUACACAUCGUUUAUUUUCGAUAUCCUGCAUUUUAUGUUCACCAGCACAAAACGUGAACUUCGUGAUGCGCAUACGAAUCGUUUGCUGGAAACCUACCGAGACGCUCUACAUACGCGUUUGGAACAACUUUUAGUUUCAAAUGAGCAUUUAGCAUCAGUACGAAAGACAUUUUCAUUAGAAAAUAUUACUAAAGAAUUCACUGCACAUGUUUUGUACGGCUUAGCUGUAUCCAUGUGGGUAUUGCCUGCAGUUACAUUUGAUCCUAAUAAUAUACCAAAUUUAGAUGCUAUCAGUGAAGCGGUACCAAAUGCCAACGAAAUUAAAGUUACACAAAAAUUAACCGAGGAGUAUCAUUCCAGAAUAAAGGAUCUGGCGUUAGAGUUUCAUCAAAACGGCUACUUUGGUACUUGGUUAGGGAAAUAGUUCAAUGCACACAUGCGUAUACCUAUAUGCAUUUAGUAAAAUUUAGCAACAAUUGUUUACUUUUAGUAGAACAAAGACAUGUGAUUAGCGUUAGACCUUGGUUCUGAAAGCUAUUACCAAAAUGACUAAAAUACAAAUAUAUAUUUUUUUAAAUAUACUGUGUAUAUAUAAAAA